Molecule: messenger RNA, 829 nt
Organism: Drosophila grimshawi
Lineage: Eukaryota; Metazoa; Arthropoda; Insecta; Diptera; Drosophilidae
Exons: 3
Coding region: 63-752 (229 amino acids)
Biological process (GO): regulation of transcription by RNA polymerase II
Cellular component (GO): nucleus; transcription regulator complex
Source: RefSeq, a predicted model, not a curated record
GCCAAGUCUGGCAGCGCAGUUUCUCAAUUGUAAAAAUUGCGACGAAAAACUAAGAAUUAAGCAUGGGAGCUAAUAAAAGGCCACGCAAGCCGCGGAAAAUCGAAAAGGAUUAUACACCCAACGACAUCAAAUUGCUGAUAAAACUUGUGGAGCCGCGUACGAUUUUGUGGGAUCCAAAUCACAUCGAUUACAAGGAUCGCAAAUUGCGCGAAAGUGAAUUUCAGAUCAUUGCCGAUGAAAUGGACCGCACCGUGGACGAUUGCAAGGCCAAAUGGGAAAAUCUACGUGCCCAAUAUCGAGGCUGUCACGUGAGGGAAGUUCGAAAUAGUGCCGUUAAAUGGAAAUACUUUGAAUGCAUGAACUUCUUGCGCUCAGUGUACAGGGGAAAUAACAAAGUUAAAUCAAACUCGCUGAAACCCGAUUUAGCUGCGAGACCUGAUCCAAUAUUUAUCGAGACGCCGCUUUCACAGAGUGCACAUUUUAUAGAUGAUUUGGAGACGAGUUCCACUUCAUUUUCAUCGCUGAAAUCGACACGGACAACGGUGAAGGACGAGGAACGCGAGUCGUCAGUUUUGGCCAAAUCAGAUAUGUCGCUUCGGGCGAGGGCUGCUCAAGAACAAACUCAUAAUUCUGCACAAAUCUUUGGUGAUUUUGUCGCUGAUCAAAUGCGCCAGAUAAAACCACAUUUGGCUGCUGAUCUAAAAACUAGCAUUCUCAAACUGAUCGUCGAGUCACUCGAAAAAAAUAAAUAAAUCUAAGCUGUAUUUAGAUUUAAGCCAGUAGCUGAUAAGUUUUUAAUUAUUAAAAAUUCAUGUUAUUCCAUUUCGAA